AGAGAGUUUGGGCCAUUGUGUGGUGAAAAGAAAACCAAAAGAUUUCGCAUCAUCAUCACUAAAUUGGUAUAAAUGUUAAACGACCAUCUAUGAAGGGUAUCACUCAGCUGCAGCAACUCUUCUAGUAAGCCACGCAAAAGCUUCUUCAAACACACACAGCCAACAUGAAAUUCAUCAUUGUUUUCGCCGCUCUCUUCGCCUUGGCUUUGGCCGCUCCCGCCGAAGAUGCUGUUGUCCUUAAGAGCGAAUCUGAAGUUGGUCCCGAAUCCUUCCAAUAUGCUUAUGCCACCAGCGAUGGCGUCGAAGCUGAAGCUCAAGGUCAAUUGAAGAAUGUCGGCUCUGAAGAUGAAGCUAUCUCCGUCAAGGGCUCUUACUCCUUCGUUGCUGAUGAUGGCCAAACCUACACCGUCAACUAUGUUGCCGAUGAAAACGGUUUCCAACCCCAAGGUGCCCAUUUGCCCGUUGCCCCUGAAGCCUAAGAUGU
Molecule: messenger RNA, 484 nt
Organism: Musca domestica (house fly)
Lineage: Eukaryota; Metazoa; Arthropoda; Insecta; Diptera; Muscidae
Product: larval cuticle protein 65Ag1
Exons: 2
Coding region: 165-479 (104 amino acids)
Cellular component (GO): chitin-based extracellular matrix
Molecular function (GO): structural constituent of chitin-based larval cuticle
Source: RefSeq, a predicted model, not a curated record